Messenger RNA from Dentiscutata erythropus, 1338 nucleotides. The record is from the annotation of a GenBank genome assembly. NCBI's taxonomy places the organism in Eukaryota, Fungi, Glomeromycota, Glomeromycetes, Diversisporales, Gigasporaceae.
AUGGCGACCUCUGAGGGAAUUUCUACUUUUCAGAGCCUUUUGUACGUAGCUGAUCAGCCAGUUGAAAACAUUGCAGACACUUUUAAAGGUCUAGUACCAGAACAGAAAAGGUUUGAAGCUGCUUGUAAGUUAAUGGCGAUGCUUGAAGAUGGCGACUUAAAGGCAAACCAACGAAUUGUUGCCCUUUAUAUUCUAUAUCAUUUAUAUAACGUCGUUCCCAUUCACGAAAACCCAUUUCUUUUGCUAUUUCUGAAUCUCUAUAAAGCACUGUUCUCAAAUCUUGCUUUUGUCAAAGCUAAUUAUGAUUUGUUGGUUGAAUUUCGUGUGGAGGCUUUAAUUUUAGCUGACAAAGGAGCACAGCUGGCAAAUAAAACUCCGACUGAUAUAUUCUUUCAAUUUUCAAACACCGAAAAUUCACUAAUGGAUACAGAGGAAGUCAACAUUGCAAGAUUUGAGUACUACAUUAAAAAUGAGUUCGAUGUUCGUCCAAAAGGACAACUAGAGAGGCAACCUGAAACCAAAAAAUCACGGUCUUGGGCUGAAAUUGGUGAUAAGGAGGUCAAAGAAAUUUCGUAUACUUCUCCCCAAGUUCCAGUAAUGCAACAUGAGUCUCAUUCACUUGAGUUGGAUUCUGUGAUGGAAGUGGACUAUAACACACUGGUAGCAGAUUUGGAUCGCGAUGAGGUUAGGUCUUUGAUGAAUAGAGCUUUGCAAGGAGCAUUGUCAAUACCAGAAGAAGAGCAACUUGAAAAGAAUGAUAAGCUUAUCUAUACUUGCGACUUUUCUCCGGAAAAGCUUCCUUUCCUGAUCGAAAACAAUUCAAGAGUUGCCAUAAAAGUAUUAUUACAACUUAAGUCGUCCCCGCAGAUUGACCAAUACUUGGAGACACUUCUUACUAUUGACGACCCAGAGCGAUCACAACAAUCUUCUAUGGAACCGGUUAACAGAAUGAGGUCCUCUAUGGAAGUUGUCAAUAACCUUUUGUUAUCGUUCCCACUCACACCAGAAUUUCUUCACUCUUAUCUCUCCAACUGUGUUCGUGCUUGUGAAGAAUGUCAAAAUAGAAAUAUACAAGAACGUCAAGUUCGUCUUAUCUGCGUCUUUCUUCAGUCGCUUAUUCGUAAGAAUAUAAUAGAUGUUAGCAGGUUUUUUAUUGAGAUACAAGCAUUUUGCCUCCAAUUUUCGAGGAAUCGAGAAGCAGCUAGUUUGUUUAGGUUUUUACUUGGUUACCAAAAAGAAGCAGUUAGUGAAGAAGUUGCUGCUUUAAGUGAACUACUGAACAGUAGUGAUAUCAACGGUGAGAACGGUGACCAUUCGGGAAAAUGUGAAUUAUCAUAG